Molecule: messenger RNA, 633 nt
Organism: Budorcas taxicolor (takin)
Lineage: Eukaryota; Metazoa; Chordata; Mammalia; Artiodactyla; Bovidae
Product: phospholipase A2 inhibitor and Ly6/PLAUR domain-containing protein-like
Exons: 5
Coding region: 1-633 (210 amino acids)
Cellular component (GO): extracellular region
Molecular function (GO): phospholipase inhibitor activity
Source: RefSeq, a predicted model, not a curated record
AUGAAGCCUUCCAUGAAACCUGAGACCUUCCUGCUGGCUUCCGUGCUGCUCUGCACCCUCCUGGGUCUGGGGCACCCACUAGACUGCUGGGUGUGUAUAAGCCCCGGUCCCUUUUGCCAUGGAACAAUGCAACCUUGCGCCCCUGAAGAGGACACCUGUAUGGCCGCCGUGUAUGAGACCCACAGAGUUGGCGACGUUUUAGUGAGCUCCAAGAAGGGGUGUACGACAUCCAGCGAUUGUGACUCAGGAUUCCUCUCCUUCAAUGAUGGCCCCGAAAGCAACAUAGGGUCUACCACGCGCUGCUGCCAGAGCAAUGGCUGCAACAAGGACCCCCUGCCCGCGUUCAGGAGAAAUCUGACAAAGAAUGGCCUUCGGUGUCCUUCCUGCUCCACCUUCCUCAAGGAAACAUGCACCCCGACUGACGAAACGCUCUGUUUUGGUGAAGAAACCCGCUGUGUCACCGUGACUGGCCUCGUGCACCCUGCAGGUGUCAAAUUUGCUUCCCGGGGAUGUGCUACGGAGAACGCCUGCCACAUCAAGCCUGGGACCCUGGUGCCCUCAGGCUCUCAUUUGUUGACCAUCAAGAAGAUCAGCUGUCUUCCAAGCCCCCAGGCUUCUGGCAAAGCUGAGUGA